AUGUACCGUAGACCGCAGUUUGAUAGACUCAAUCCUCGUAAUGUCCUCCCUAGUCGACACACCCUCUUUAUUAGAGGGCUUCCAGGGACAACAGAUGUAACUAAAGUGAAGGACUUUUUCUGUAAUGAAACAAAUUCCAGGUGCUCUGUAGAAUUUUUUUCUACCUCAGAAGAUAAGAAGAGAUUCUCAGUCGCCAUACGGUUUAAGUCCCACGAGAUUGCCAGCGAAAUGCUUCGUCGACACAACGGUAAAACAAUGUUUGGUUACCCUGUAGAGCUAACUUGGUUCAAGGACCUCAAAAAAGCUAGAGCAAAGAUGUAUGAGGAGCGGCGUCAGGUUAGACGCUUUCCUCCAAACCAACGGGGUUUCCGAGGCCCAGAAAAGAGUAUCCCAUCUCCUGGAAACUAUGGUGAUGCUAGACGUAUCCGAACAGGCUCUUCCUCUUCAGGCGGUCGGGGGUAUAGAGAUAACGGCAGAGACCGUAGAAGCAUAGAUCGCAGAAGUGCGGAUCGUAGGAGCUUAGACCGUAGAAGCAUGGAUCGUAGAAGUACAGAUAGAAGAAGCACGGAACGCAGCACAGACAGAAGAAGCACGGAACGAAGAAGUGUGUCAAGAAGUCGAUCAUUCACAGGAUCAUCGUCAAGGAGCGCUAGUAAUUCAGGACGAUCUCGGUCAAGAUCAGUGUCUCGUACAAGGCAUUCUUUGCCUUCAAAUCCGGGGGAUUCAAUGCAUGCAAGUGAAUCUGAAUUUAAUGGUCACAUCUACGACGAUCGACGUGCCUCUCGCAACAUCUCUCGCCAUUCUCAUGAUCGAAGUAGUAGCAGUAGUCGAUCUUCAGAGGGGCGAAAGCGUCAAGGUUCAUCCAAACGUCGCUCGUCAAAUAGGAAUAAUGAACAGUAUGAUCAUAGUGCAGACGAAAACUCAUCUCCAGAUUACCAAACGCGAAGAAACCAACAAGUUUCAAGGUCACCCUCAAUGAGCGAACGAAACCUUGCUUUCUCAAAUGCUCCUGCUCCUAAUCCGGAAGACGGGUCUUCAUUGGGUUUUGAACAGAUAUCUGUCCGAGGUGGCAGUUUUUCUAGAAAAACACGCCACUCUUCAGAAAAUUCAUCUUCAGGUGCCUCGGUCGCUAGUUCCAAUGGUGCUUUCGAUUCCCCGAGAAAUCGCAGUGGACGCAAACGGAUGCAUUCGAUUUCACCACCCUAUAAUGACGUUCGUAAUCGUACCACCAAGUCCAAGACUGAAGCCGCUUCAAAUAGUGAUGAAAAAAGCCAACCUGCAGUUGAAUCACAGAAACGUAGAAAAACAAGGAAUACCCAUUCACCAGCCAACAACAGCACAGAAUCUCUUCCUGAACCACCCCAUACUCGGAGUAAAACUCAACGAACCAGUCUUCAAAAAACACCGAGAGUCGAAAACUCAACAACGAUACGUCAAGCAAAUGCCGAUCAUAAACAGAGACCAAGUGCUGUCAAAGCAAAUAAAAAAUCUGCAACUAAAGAUUCUCCCCCAACGAUUGAAAAAAAAACUUCGAAGAAUAGUCACAAUUCUCGACGCUCGGAUACUGCACGUUCUCCACUGUCUUUAACAUCACGUGCAACCAAACGUUGGCGAACUCCAGAAGAUGAAGUCAAUGAUGACCAUCUCCAUAAAGAGGAGAAAUGGCCCUCAACUAUCAAUAAAUCGGCUAAGCUAAAGAAAAAGUCUGCCGUUUCGUCGGCAAAUAACUCUAGCGAUAAUGAUCAUUCAGAUACUUCGAAAGUUGAUGGUAAUCAAGUGACCAUCUCAAGAAAUAACAAUAUUAAAGCAAAAGAAUCUUUGAAACCGUUAUUUAAAAAGUCCAGUUCAUCCUCGAACAGUAACAAUCAGUCAGUUACCGUCGGCUCUGCAUCAUCUGUCAAUAAUGAAGAAAAUGAGUCAGGUGAUUGUUCAGAUGAUGUAAUGAAUCUGAUUCGUGAUCGUAAAGAUGCACUGGCAGAGGAUUAUAAACGGGAUUGCGAGGCAUUCACUACAGUCGUUCGCAUGCUAAUAAGCAAAGAUCAAGAUCUCGAAAGCCGUCUUAUGCCAAUGCUCAAAGAAAUCUUACAUGAAAGAGGCCAACGGUGCAUAGAGGAUUUGCGGACAUUUAUUUCAGAUCAUCAAGUCAAUGAAGCAAACAUGAAUGAAUUUAAAGAGAAAAAUCAUAUUGACUAG
Messenger RNA from Schistosoma spindalis, 2193 nucleotides. Lineage: Eukaryota; Metazoa; Platyhelminthes; Trematoda; Strigeidida; Schistosomatidae. The record is from the annotation of a GenBank genome assembly.